CGCUGACUCGCCGCCUCUCGCCGCACGCGGUCUCGCUGGCAAGUUGCCUUCGCGCCAUCACCGUAUCAGCGCUUCGACGGGCGUAACGCGUGUCGUUAACGAAAGGAACUACCGUUGCACAUGCAUGGACAGCAACUAGCGACGACCACAGACGCAUGAAUAUGUGCGCGACGUCACCGAAUAGUAACAUUGACAUGGUCCAGCAAACUACAUAGUGAUCGGCGCGCAGAGCGGUGUCGGCGAGUGACCGCAGAUCUCAGCGCGACAGCCUCGUAUGAUGGAAAGUACCCCACGACCUUUCCCACAGCCAUUCGUCGGAAGCUGGUCGGAAGCGUAUAUAAAGCGAGUUGCCAUACGACUCGCUAUUCUUCAUCCCCGUUCCCUUCAUUCUCUUCCUCCUUCUCGACCCUCACUUCCUGAUAUGCUGUUUGCCAGUGCCACGGCCGUCGCCCUCCUUGGGGUGGGCGCCGCGGCCUCUGCCGCUCCGGCCAAAGUCCAGUUAAUGUCCAGAAAGGUGGCUAGUGGCCAUAUGACUGCAAUCAGGAAACGCAGUGUCAUGAAGCGCGGCAUGAACCCGUUCAGCAUUCCGCUCAUUGAUCAGUUCAACGGCACGGAUUUACAGUGGUACGGAAAUAUCUCGGUCGGCACGCCACCACAGCAAAUCCCUGUCGUGUUCGAUACGGGUAGCUACACGCUGGAGUUCGCCAGCACCGAGUGCGGGGAGCCGUGCGCGAAUCAAGUCCAAUUCGACGCGUCGGCCAGUUCGACCUUCGUGACCACUGGCGACGUCCAAAAGAUCGCAUUCGAGACGGGAGGUGGCGUGAACCCUAUCACGUCCCCAAACGAAUACGUUCUGUGGCUGAAACCCGGAAAUGAUACUGUGACAGUGAACGGCGUCGCGACGGCUAACGUGGAGCUGAACAUUGUCGUCAACCAGACGGCCGCCUUCGAGCCUGACCCGUACAGCGGGAUCACCGGUCUCGGACCCGUCCCCGAGGGAUUCUUCCUUGGUCUGAUGAACAACGGGCUUCCAGCACUUUUCGGGUUGUAUGUCACUCCCGACUCUGUCGGAAACGCCGAGAUCACGUUCGGUGGCGUUGAUGAGUCGCACAUUCACGGCGAGAUCCAGACAGCGUCGCUGCCAUCGGACAACGAUGAUACAUGGCUGCUGAGUUCGUCUGCGAUUUACAUCAACGAACAGACGACCUCCCUCCUCUCCAGCACGCGCAAUAUCAUCUUCGACAGUGGCACGAGCAACGCCUACUUCGACCCCGAGAUCGCCCAGGCGAUAUACUCGUCCAUCUCGCCCAACAUCCAGCCCUACCCGGCCGAGACGACCGACUACGGCACCGCGUACGGGAUCCCGUGCUCCGAAAUCGACGGCCUCGCGUCUGAGCUCACGCUCACGUUCACGAACACCGCCGGCAAGCCGUUCAACCUGACGAUCCCCAGCAGCGAGCUGAACGUCGGACCGUUCCCUGGCCAGACGGAGACGUGCCAGACGUUCAUCAACUCCAUCCAGGGUCUGAACCUCGUCGGCGGAAGCUUGUUGAAGCAUUACUACGCGAUCUUCAGCGUGCAGAAUCAGACCAUCGGCUUCGCGGACAAUGGUGUCUCUUCGACGGUGGGUAAUAGCACCGCUUGACUCGUUAUUUAAUUUCAGUCGUAUGACACGGACGUAUCGAUAUUACAUUAUGAAAGGCUGUUAAUGCAAGCAGCACUGGUACAUCAAGUUCUCGACGUGCGCUGUCGAACACUGGCGUCUUCGCAGCUAGUGCGUCUCAUCCUAAGCUGUGAAGUCGUCCGACUCUGAUUUUGCAUCGGAUCGUCCAAUUGAUUCCUCCUCAAAGUUUU
Molecule: messenger RNA, 1854 nt
Organism: Rhodofomes roseus
Lineage: Eukaryota; Fungi; Basidiomycota; Agaricomycetes; Polyporales; Fomitopsidaceae
Product: acid protease
Exons: 8
Coding region: 275-1645 (456 amino acids)
Biological process (GO): proteolysis
Molecular function (GO): aspartic-type endopeptidase activity
Source: RefSeq, a predicted model, not a curated record